AUGGAAGAGUACUCGAAAGCACUUUCAUUCUAUGACAAAGCACUUGAGAUUCGACAGAAAAUUCUUCCUUCAAAUCAUCCUUCAUUGGCUACUUCGUACAACAACAUCGGUCUGGUGUAUGAGACGAUGGGAAAGUAUUCGAAAGCACUCUCAUCUCAUGAAAAAGCACUUGAAAUUUAUCAAAAAACUCUUCCAUCAAAUCAUCCUUCGUUGGCUACUUCAUACAAUAACAUUGCUAGUGUGUAUUACAGCAUGCGAGAUUACUCGAAUGCACUAACAUUUCACGAAAAAGCACUUGAAAUUAAACAAAAAACUCUUCCUUCCGAUCAUCCUGAUUUGACUAGUUCGUACAACAAAAUCGGUAGUGUGUAUGAUAGCAUGAGGGAAUACUCGGAAGCACAUUCAUAUUAUCAACGUGCUCUAGGCAUCAAACAACAUACAUUACCUCCAACUCAUCGUAACAUAAGAACUGUAAAAGAGGGGAUUGAAAUUGUAAAAACGAAAUUAUGA
Molecule: messenger RNA, 510 nt
Organism: Adineta steineri
Lineage: Eukaryota; Metazoa; Rotifera; Eurotatoria; Adinetida; Adinetidae
Source: the annotation of a GenBank genome assembly